Messenger RNA from Rhodamnia argentea, 601 nucleotides. RefSeq lists its product as uncharacterized. Lineage: Eukaryota; Viridiplantae; Streptophyta; Magnoliopsida; Myrtales; Myrtaceae. Bases 127 to 588 code for a protein of 153 amino acids. The transcript is spliced from 2 exons. The record is from RefSeq and is a predicted model, not a curated record.
UCAUGCUGUACCUCCUUGGAAUUGUUGUACGAUUGUGGGUCCCUUGAUUCAAAUACGGAACAAACAAGGGUAUCGCUCCCCAAACUGGAAGAAACGAGGGUGAGGAAAGCAGAAAAGCUGAGAUGCAUGGUGAAGGGCGACUUCAAAAUGAUUUUGGGUUUUCCUAGUCUAAAGAAAGUAGUUUUUAGUGGUUGCUCCGAGCUAAGAUAUCUCUUCCCCUAUUUUACGGCCACAACCCUGAGGAAAUUGGAGAUACUGGAAAUUAUGUAUUGCGAACAUAAGAAGGAAGUGGUUCCCAAAGAAGAAGGUGGUCGAUCAAAGGCAGAUGUGAUGAGUUUCCCUUCCUCAACACGUGUAUCUAUUAUCUGGUGCAGUGAUUUUCGAACGUUCAGCCCGAGUCCUACAAAUGUCGAGAGGAAAUUAGGCAAGACGGCCCAAGAAAAUGAUGAAUCGCCACAACCGGUGUUCAAUGAGAUGGUUACACUUCCCAAUGUAAGAAGUCUACAAAUUAUGGGUGCUCAGUGCAAAGAGCUAUGGAAUAAUCAAAUUACCGUGAUUCCUUUUGCAAAUUGGAAUUUCUUCGAGUAAAGAACUGCGACAA